AUGCGGAGGGGAGCAACGACGCUACUCAAACCAGAAGACGUAACAGCUGAAGCAGACACUGUUCUGGAUAUCUGUUGCGGGUCUUCACGGCUGAACCUAAAGUCUAAGGACAACACGGCUGCUCACCUGCGUUCAGCUUCCUGCGCUGCGGUAGUAUUGAACCCCGAAAACGACCGUGAACGAGGUCGUGCGGCACCUGCCUGA
Serpula lacrymans var. lacrymans S7.9 is the source of this 204-nucleotide messenger RNA. RefSeq lists its product as uncharacterized. The record is from RefSeq and is a predicted model, not a curated record. The coding region runs from base 1 to 204 and encodes 67 amino acids. NCBI's taxonomy places the organism in Eukaryota, Fungi, Basidiomycota, Agaricomycetes, Boletales, Serpulaceae. The transcript is spliced from 2 exons.